This is a messenger RNA of Coregonus clupeaformis (lake whitefish), 1672 nucleotides long. Its product is annotated as NACHT, LRR and PYD domains-containing protein 1 homolog. The coding region runs from base 126 to 1439 and encodes 437 amino acids. Lineage: Eukaryota; Metazoa; Chordata; Actinopteri; Salmoniformes; Salmonidae. The transcript is spliced from 12 exons. The record is from RefSeq and is a predicted model, not a curated record.
CUCUGUCUUCAGCUCUGAGGUCAAACCCCUCCCACCUGAAAGAGCUGGACCUGAGCUACAAUCACCCAGGAGACUCUGCAGGGGGACUGCUUUCAGCUGCUCUGGUGGAUCCCACAGAUAAACUGAUGAAGCUGAAUGUGGAUCAUGGUGGAGAGUUCAGGCUGAAAUCAGGGCUGAGGAAAUAUGCCUGUCAUCUCACCCUGGACCCAAAUACAGCAAACCCACACCUGAUACUGUCUGAGGGGAACAGGAAGGUGACACGGGUGGAGGAGAAGCAGCAUUAUGAAGACCAUCCAGACAGAUUUGACAGUCUUCCCCAAGUUCUCUGCAGAGAAGGCUUAUCUGGAUCUCGUUAUUACUGGGAGGUGGAGAGGGAUGGUGACUGGGCUUACAUUGGUGUGGUGUACAAAGGAAUGAAGAGGAAGGGAGAUAUGGAGGAUAACAGGAAGUCCUGGUGUUUAUUCUGCUCUGACAGGAUUCCUCAGAGCUGUAAGACUUGUGACCAUGUUGAGGACUCCACACAGUGGCUUCAGAUUGAACCCUUGACUUCCACUGUCCAGGGAGUGAAAAUGUUCAGGCACAGGACACCCAAAGGGCGUUAUGAGUGCACAGUGUCUGGGCUCCGCUGGGUGUGUGAGAGAGAUGUCAUUCUGAAGUAUCACUUCAGGAACUGGGAACCCUACAGUCAACUUCUGAAAGACAUGCAGUACGGACAAGGUGGUCCAUUGCUGGACAUCUCUAUGGAGUUAGGUGAACUGGAGGAAGUUCAUCUGCCACACUUUGUCUGUUUAGGGACCAACCCUUCCCUGAGGAAUGAGAUUAAGAUUCUUCAUGUAGAGGAACAUGGAGUGUCUGUUGAGGAAGUGCAUGAGGUCACCAGAUUCCAUGCUAAGAUUCUCCAUCCCAAGUUCUCAGCUAUCUCUGUUAUACUGAGCUAUAUCUUUUUUUGGAACGUAGAUGUCCACUGUGACGUGGUCCUCUAUAUGGCAGUAAAAAAGGCAACAGUAAUUUCACGGCUGUACAUGCUCCUCAGAAACUCCAGUCAGAAAGAGGCUGUUCGGGACCGGGAGAAGAAUCAGGUGUCCCAAGGAUAUUCAGAAUUUCUGCUGUCAAGUCCAAACAGGUCCUUAAAGCUGAACAGUUGGUUUGCAGUCAAGAAUCCCCAUUCCUCCUCCAUCAAUCCAGAGAAGAUUCAGCUGUUACCUGCAGACACCACACCAAGCUGUUGUAAGAUGGUUAUGAGAAACACAGGGGUUGACAUUGAGAUGGAGUUAAUCGGGGAUGAUGAGAGGACAGUAUGGAAAUCAGUGGUAUCAAAAGAUGAAUACAGCAAAGACUCUCAUCCAAUAGCAUUAACAGUCCCUGACAUUCCUGCUGAGGAGUUUCUGAAGAAACACUGGGCUAAACUAAUUCAGCGAACCAAAACUCAAUGCCAAUAGCAGAUGAUCUGUGGUCAAAGAACAUGAUUGGUGAAGAAGAGCACUCCAGAAUAACAGCUGAAACAACUGAACAGGACCGAAUGAGAAAACUACUGAAAGCAGUCAUCCCCAAAGGACCAGAAGUGACGGGAGCUUGUCUCAAAGCUCUCGUUGAACAUGAAAACCAUCUUGUUAAGGACUUGAGUGAAUCUAGAACCUAAUCUGAAGACGCUGAGGCCUGUCUCCUAGUCUGU